Molecule: messenger RNA, 394 nt
Organism: Pistacia vera
Lineage: Eukaryota; Viridiplantae; Streptophyta; Magnoliopsida; Sapindales; Anacardiaceae
Exons: 2
Coding region: 59-379 (106 amino acids)
Source: RefSeq, a predicted model, not a curated record
UUUGUUUCCCCUUUUUCUGUAUAAGAUAUUAUUUCCAUACUACAUCAAGAAUCAAGGGAUGAAGUUAAUGAGAUUUUCUGCAACAAUAUCAGGCACUGUAUCGUCAAAGCCUGUUAAAAAUAAUUGCUCAGAACCUGAUCAUUGUGAUAAUUCUGAAGAUCAUAGGCAGGAGGCUCAAGAAUUAAUUCCAUCUCUCGAUUGGUUACAUGUGAGUGAUGAGACCAACCCCCAAGUCCAAGAGAUUCCAUCUCUCCACAAUUCUGAACAAGUGGAAGAAGGUAAUGGAUCGUGGACUUGUGAGGAAGACUCGUGGCAAAUUGUGAAUAUUCCAAGUUCUAGCAUAAACGAAGAAUAUAAACCGCAUUUGAAGAGGGGCUGAGCUGGAGUGAUAAAU